This is a messenger RNA of Ogataea philodendri, 681 nucleotides long. RefSeq lists its product as uncharacterized. Bases 1 to 681 code for a protein of 226 amino acids. The transcript is spliced from 2 exons. Gene Ontology annotation, molecular function: GTP binding; GTPase activity. Lineage: Eukaryota; Fungi; Ascomycota; Pichiomycetes; Pichiales; Pichiaceae. The record is from RefSeq and is a predicted model, not a curated record. Gene Ontology annotation, biological process: regulation of exocytosis; protein secretion.
AUGGCCCCAAUUAGGCUUUAUAGGAUGGCUUUAUUAAAGGAGGUCACCCUUGUUUACGAAAUUACCCCGAUGAACAACGAAUACGACUAUCUUUUCAAGCUCUUGCUGAUCGGCGAUUCCGGAGUGGGAAAAUCCUGUCUCCUUUUGCGGUUCGCAGAGGACACCUACACGCAGGACUAUAUAUCGACCAUCGGAGUGGACUUCAAGAUCCGUACAAUCGAGCUGGACGGCAAGACCAUCAAAUUACAAAUCUGGGACACGGCUGGGCAGGAGAGAUUUAGAACGAUCACCUCAUCGUACUACAGAGGGGCGCAUGGUAUUAUUAUUGUGUAUGACGUGACGGACCAGGAGUCGUUCAACAACGUGAACCAAUGGUUACAGGAGAUCGACCGGUACGCCACCAGCGGCGUGAUGAAGCUCUUGGUCGGUAACAAGUGCGACCUGACCGACAAGAAGGUUGUUGACUAUGCUGUGGCUAAGGAAUUCGCCGACAGCAGGGGAAUCAAGUUCCUGGAAACCUCCGCCUCGCAGAGCACCAACGUGGAACAGGCUUUCAUUGUCAUGUCCAAACAGAUCAAAUCGCAGAUGGCUAGUUCGCAGCCGGCUCAAAACACAGCUGGAAAGCCGAGCGUGAACUUGAGUGGCACCUCCGUUAUUAACCAACAGAACGGAUGUUGUUAA